Emiliania huxleyi CCMP1516 is the source of this 1247-nucleotide messenger RNA. RefSeq lists its product as hypothetical. Bases 1 to 978 code for a protein of 325 amino acids. NCBI's taxonomy places the organism in Eukaryota, Haptophyta, Isochrysidales, Noelaerhabdaceae. The transcript is spliced from 2 exons. The record is from RefSeq and is a predicted model, not a curated record.
AUGAAGUCUCUCCGAGUCCUCCUCCUCGCCGUGCUGCCCGCCGCGGCAGCGAUGAAACCACGUGUCGCUCCGCAAAUGCAGCUCGCGUCGGCGCCGGCCGCCGGCCUUGCCGCCGCCGCCGCCCUCGCGACGGCGCUCCCCGCCUCUGCGGCGAGGAGUGGCGGCCGCGUCGGCGGCAGGGUGAGUGGUGGCGGCGGAUACCGCGGCGGCGGCGGCGGCGGCGGCGGGUACCGCGGCGGCUACGGCGGCAGCACAAACGUCUACGUCGCGCCGCCGAUGUCGCCCUUCGGGUUCGGCGGCUUCGGCUUCUCGCCCUUCGGGUACGGCUUCUCGCCGUUUGGCUUUGGCUUUGGCGUGCCGGCGCCGCUGCUGCUCCUCUUCCUCGGCGGCGCCGCCCUCACGUCUUUCCGCUCGGCCCGCGGGAUCGAGGCGUCCGACAAGGCGGGCGCCGCGCUGUGCCUGCAAGUCGCCUGCUACUGCGACGACCGAAACGACUCGCUGUACGGCCGCCUGCAGUCGGUGGCGCGGUCGGCCGAGACGCAGUCGUACGAGGGCCUGCAGCGGCUGUGCUCCGACUCGUGCCUCGCGAUGCUGCGCUCGUCCAAGGACUGGCUCGCCGGCCGCACCGAGAGCACGACGGCGGGGCUGCUCACCAACGACGUCGAGACGUCGUACAACCGCCUGGUCGUGCAGGAGCGCUCCAAGUGGGAGAGCGAGCAGGGCGCGCUCACGCGGUCCGCGCCGGGCCAGCCGACGUACAUGGUGGCCACGCUGGUCGUGCUGCUCCGCCAGGGAUCCGAGCUCCCGUCGGUCUCCACCGCCGCAGACUUGCGCGAGGCCAUCUCUGCGCUGGCGGCGGACGUGAGCGUCGAGGAUAACCUGCUCGCCGCGGAGCUCCUGUGGACGCCCGAGGACGGCAACGACGUCAUGGAGCGCGACGACCUCUUCCUGAACUUCCCCGAGCUGGUGAACGUGUGAGCGGCGCAGUGCGCACACACGGCCCGGCGCAGGCUGCGGACAGAGCGGCUCGCGCAGCAACGCAGCAACUCUUGUAGUGGUAGUGAGCUGUCUCAGCUCACAGGAGAACGAGGAACACCUUCGAGCGCGAACAAGCCGAACCCCCCGACCCCCCGGGCCGAUCUCUCUGAUUAGUAACAUCACGUGCGCGUAUUGGUUGUGAGAGAUACAGACGGCGCGACGCGGCCUAGAGCUCUCUCUGCACUCUGGUCUCUCGGUCUCUCUCCGUC